AUGGCAGGAGGGUCUUUUGAUCCAGUGGGUGUGACCAAGGAUAGAGCUGAGCAGUACCAAGGGAAGGUCACCACUUUUGUGAUCAUUGCUUGCUUAGUUGCUGCUGUUGGUGGCUCAAUUUUUGGCUAUGACAUCGGAAUAUCAGGAGGAGUGACAUCAAUGGAUGAAUUUCUCGAAAAAUUCUUCCCCAGAGCCUAUAAAAAGAAGCUGCACGCGCAUGAAAACAACUACUGCAAGUACAACAGCCAAGGCCUAGCAAUGUUUACCUCAUCUUUAUACCUUGCCGGUUUGGUUGCAUCGCUGGUGGCGUCUCCUGUCACAAGGAAAUAUGGACGCCGCACAAGCAUAGUCUGCGGUGGAAUCAGCUUUCUUGUUGGUGCAGUUCUUAACGCCACAGCUGUCAACCUGGCAAUGCUUCUUUUGGGUCGAAUCAUGCUUGGUUUUGGAGGAGUGACAUCAAUGGAUGAAUUUCUCGAAAAAUUCUUCCCCAGAGCCUAUAAAAAGAAGCUGCACGCGCAUGAAAACAACUACUGCAAGUACAACAGCCAAGGCCUAGCAAUGUUUACCUCAUCUUUAUACCUUGCCGGUUUGGUUGCAUCGCUGGUGGCGUCUCCUGUCACAAGGAAAUAUGGACGCCGCACAAGCAUAGUCUGCGGUGGAAUCAGCUUUCUUGUUGGUGCAGUUCUUAACGCCACAGCUGUCAACCUGGCAAUGCUUCUUUUGGGUCGAAUCAUGCUUGGUUUUGGUAUUGGAUUUGGAAAUCAGGCUGUUCCCUUAUACUUGUCGGAGAUGGCACCAACACACCUCAGAGGAGGCCUGAACAUGAUGUUUCAGUUAGCGACAACUCUCGGAAUCUUCACAGCAAACAUGAUCAAUUAUGGAACACAGAAGCUCCAUCCAUGGGGGUGGAGGCUCUCCCUCGGCCUGGCUGCAGCACCGGCACUCUUAAUGACAGUAGGGGGAAUCCUUCUCCCCGAGACACCAAACAGCUUAAUCGAAAGAGGGUCGAAAGAAAAAGGAAGACAAGUUCUGGAAAAGAUCAGAGGGACCAAAGAUGUUAAUGCAGAGUUUGAAGACAUGAUCGAUGCGAGCGAGAUGGCAAAUUCGAUAAAACAUCCUUUCAGAAACAUUUUGAAGAAAAGGAAUAGGCCACAGUUGGUCAUGGCAAUUUUCAUGCCAAUGUUUCAGAUUCUCACGGGCAUAAAUUCAAUACUGUUCUAUGCCCCGGUGCUGUUUCAGAGUAUGGGAUUCAAGGGAAAUGCUUCUCUUUAUUCAUCGGCUUUGACUGGAGGAGUUCUUGCUUCAUCUACACUGGUUUCUAUAGCUACAGUUGAUCGAUGGGGUCGACGAAUUCUAUUGAUUGGAGGAGGAAUUCAGAUGAUUAUAUGUCAGAUUAUUGUCACUAUAAUCUUGGGGCUCAAGUUUGGCAGUGACAAAGAGCUCUCCAAAGGUUUCUCAGUCCUGGUAGUGUUCGUCGUCUGCCUCUUUGUCGCAGCCUUUGGAUGGUCAUGGGGGCCUCUCGGCUGGACUGUGCCAAGCGAAAUAUUCCCAUUAGAAACACGCUCUGCCGGGCAAAGCAUUACAGUGGCUGUGAACCUCCUCUUCACAUUCAUAAUAGCCCAAGCUUUCCUAUCCCUCCUUUGUAGUCUGAAGUUUGGAAUUUUUCUCUUCUUUGCUGGAUGGAUUACUAUCAUGACAGUCUUCGUUUACGUUUUCUUACCCGAAACGAAGGGAGUUCCGAUUGAAGAGAUGAUACUGCUGUGGCAGAAGCAUUGGUUCUGGAAGAAGAUUGUAUCUGAACAUCCUGAAGCUGAGGAAAGUAACGGUGGACAAAUCAGUUCAUUGGAGUUAGGCUAA
Molecule: messenger RNA, 1857 nt
Organism: Ilex paraguariensis (yerba mate)
Lineage: Eukaryota; Viridiplantae; Streptophyta; Magnoliopsida; Aquifoliales; Aquifoliaceae
Source: the annotation of a GenBank genome assembly